UUAGUCAAUCCGAUGUUGUUGGUGAUCCAGGAAAUCGCAAACCAAUUGAAGAAUAUGCACAUGAAAUUAGAGACCAAGUAAGAAGAGCAUAUGCUUUGAGUGGUCCAACCCAACCUCGUAAUUUUAUCUUUCCUCGCAAAUGGCAAACUGGUCAAUGGAGAUCAUUUCAAAAAACUUGGUUUGAUGAGCUUGAUUGGCUAGAGUAUAGUGAGAAGAAGGAUGCAGCUUAUUGCUUAUAUUGUUAUCUUUUCUUUGAUCCGGGGAAGCCUGAAAAAUUUGGUACCUCUGUCUUUGCAAAGGAUGGGUAUGUUAACUGGAAAAAUGCUAAGGACACAUUUAAUCAACACUCUACUUGCAAGACUCACAACAAUGCUAGGCUAAAGUGUGAUGACUUUAUGAACCAGAGAACAAAUGUCGGUAGAAAAAUCCAGAGAAUUAGCAAGGAGGAAGAGAAAAGAUAUGAGAUUAGCUUGAACUCUUCUAUAGAUGUAGCAAGAUUUCUCAUAAUGCAAGGUGAGGCUUUUCGUGGACACGAUGAGUCCUCUACUUCCAACAACAAGGGUACAUAUAGAGAAAUUGUUGAUUGGUACAAAGACAAAGUUGAGAUUGUCAAGGAUGCAUAUGAUAAAGGUGCAAAAAAUUGCAAAAUGAUAUCUCAUCAUAUACAGAAGGACAUAACAAAAGCAUGUGCAGAGGAAGUCAUGUCAAUAAUUAUGGAUGAGAUUGGAGAUAAAAAAUUCUCUGUGUUGAUUGAUGAGUCCCGAGAUGUAUCAAUAAAAGAACAGAUGGCUGUAAUUCUGAGGUAUGUGAAUGAUGAAGGGAAGGUGAUGGAGAGGCUUCUUGGACUUCAGCAUGUUGAGAGAUGUACAACUGCUGCAUUGAAAGAAGGUUUGGUCAAUAUGCUUGACAGUCAUAAGCUACCAAUCUCUAGGCUUCGUGGGCAAGGAUAUGAUGGAGCUUCCAAUAUGAGAGGCGAAUUUAAUGGUGUGUAAAAAUUGAUUCGAGAUGAAAAUCCUUAUGCUUUCUAUGUGCAUUGUUUUGCCCAUCAAUUGCAAUUAGUGGUUGUUACUGUUGCAACUUCUA
This is a messenger RNA of Panicum virgatum (switchgrass), 1083 nucleotides long. RefSeq lists its product as uncharacterized. The coding region runs from base 396 to 992 and encodes 198 amino acids. The record is from RefSeq and is a predicted model, not a curated record. The transcript has 2 exons. Lineage: Eukaryota; Viridiplantae; Streptophyta; Magnoliopsida; Poales; Poaceae.